Messenger RNA from Selaginella moellendorffii, 569 nucleotides. Its product is annotated as putative oligosaccharyltransferase complex subunit CG9662. The transcript has a single exon. The coding region runs from base 47 to 502 and encodes 151 amino acids. The record is from RefSeq and is a predicted model, not a curated record. Gene Ontology annotation, cellular component: oligosaccharyltransferase complex. NCBI's taxonomy places the organism in Eukaryota, Viridiplantae, Streptophyta, Lycopodiopsida, Selaginellales, Selaginellaceae.
AGAACCCUAAAUUGUGGCUGUGGAACCCUAGAAACAGGGGCAGGCGAUGGAUCCAGUGGAACAUGCGGUGCGGCUGAUCUACAAGGGGCUUCGGCCGCCUCGAAUGCGCCUUAGAUCGCUGGUCCCGGAGCUGCCAUCGCCGAUGACAGCCUUCUUCCUGGUGCUAGCAUCAUAUUUUCUCGUAGUUUCUGGGAUAAUCUACGAUGUGAUUGUGGAGCCGCCAGGGAUCGGCAGCCGCCAAGAUCCAGUAACAGGUGCGAUCCGUCCAGUGGUAUUCUUGCCGGGGCGAGUGAAUGGGCAGUACAUUAUCGAGGGUUUGUCAUCGGGAUUUAUGUUUGUUCUUGGUGGAAUGGGGAUUGUGGCGCUGGAUCUGGCCACGCACAAGGGCUGGAGCAAGAAUGUGAGGAUGUCAUUUGGGCUGGGUGGAAUUGCGGCAGUGGUGAUCGCCUAUGCGAUGAGCGUUCUCUUCAUUCGCAUUAAAAUUCCAGCUUACCUCCACUAGAAAGGGGUAAGAGAGAUGAGAGAAUAAACUCUUUGACUACUCUCAAAAAAUUUCUUUUGUUUCUUGA